This is a messenger RNA of Monopterus albus (swamp eel), 2523 nucleotides long. RefSeq names its product STRA6-like (gene stra6l). Gene Ontology annotation, biological process: vitamin A import into cell. Gene Ontology annotation, cellular component: plasma membrane. The transcript has 18 exons. The record is from RefSeq and is a predicted model, not a curated record. Gene Ontology annotation, molecular function: signaling receptor activity; retinol transmembrane transporter activity. NCBI's taxonomy places the organism in Eukaryota, Metazoa, Chordata, Actinopteri, Synbranchiformes, Synbranchidae.
AUGGGGAAGCGGGUAUCUACAGUUCAGGACUGUCAAAAUGAGAUCUCUGCAGAUUUCUUCCUGCACCUUUCACUCAUACCAGCAGUGCUGAUCCUAGGAGUGCUCUCGUUCCUGCAGAAAAGAGCCAAAAUGCUGGCCAUUGACCACAAGCUGCCCUUCCUAGGGCGACGUUUUGCCAUCGUUGUCCCUUUGGAUACUAUGGGCAGCUUCAGUAGCCGCUGGUCCUAUGGGUUUGCGUUUGGUGCUGUGUCCAGCAGCGUCUUGCUGCUCUUCUCUGAGCGUUACAUUCCCUUCUCUGUCCCGACCUGGGCCAGAGCUAUAGUGUACUUGGUUGGAGCUUUAGAAGUGGGCCUGGUCUAUUUCCCUUUCUUUGCCUGUCUAUCCACACCUUUCAGAAUAGCUGGGUCUGCCAUGGGAAUACUCUACUCUCUGUCCUGGAUCAUCAUCGUAGUGUGGGAUUCUUUCACCUGCCCUGACGGUAAGACUAUGGGUAAAUACCAGAAGAUAAUUGUCCAGUGGCCCUGCGUCCUCUCCCUCAUCUUCCUCUUGGGACGAUUUGUCUACAUGCUGGUUAAAGCUGCUCGAAUACAAAUGCAACUGGAACAAGAGGACCCUGAGGAGCUGAUUGAGCAGCACCAGGUGCAGUAUGUUAAAAGGCUGUUGAGAAAAACACAUGCACACAGUAAGCCACUCAGCUGGUUCCAGAGCAGAGUGUAUGAGUGGGACCCCUACUUCAAGUUUCCCAACAGGAUCAUCGGAACUACCAUUAUUUCCCUUAUAGGCCUAUACACAAUGACCCUGGCAGACUACAGUCUCAGUAGUGCUGUCUUUGACCAGGCAGACAAGUGGAAGGAUACACUAAAACAGCUGGUUAUCGCUUGCAAUGAAACUGAAGCUCUGGGAGCCAUGAUACCACAGCUGGAAGAAUUUUUUCAUGUGGCUAGGAGGUCUUGGCUAACCACCACUAUCUUUGCUAGUCUCAACUCUGUUGCCUACACCUUCNCAGUGCUCUGAUUCUCUAGGAAACACUUGAAAAGACUGUGGAAAGGACAGAGGAAUUUUCUUCCUGAGAGGUUUCACAAGCCUCAAUCUGCUCUCAGUGUAGCUUCCAUUGCAAGAUACUCUGGAUGGCAAAUAGCAUUUACACUAUGGGGCUACCUGAUUGUCCAUUUUGUACAAUUCCUGUUUGCCCUGCUGCUUGUCUAUGCCCUGGUUCUUCCUGUACAACAUGGAAAAGUACUGCAGAUGCUCACCAAUCUGGGAAUUAUAGUUCUGACCAUCGGUCUGGUGGUGGGCUUGGUGAUUCUCCAGAUAGUUCUGGUCCAGAUCUUCUUCCUUCAGGAUAAAAUGUCUCCAGCUGAUAAACGGAAACCUCUGGCUAUUAACAACAGGAAGGCGUUCCACUGCUUCAACUACUUCUUCUUUUUCUAUAAUGUGGUGAUGGGAGUAAGCAACUGCAUAGUGAGGCUGCUGUGCAGCAUUGUGGUGGGAACAUGGCUGGUGUCCCGUAUUGAUCGAACCAUCAUGCAGAGAGGAUAUGAAACCAUGGACGCGGGGUAUAGUACCUGGAUUGGGAUGAUCUUUGCUGACCACUAUCAUAGCAACCCAGUCAUGGUGUGUUUCUGCCAGCUACUGCUCUCCAAAAUGCACGAGAGACCCACUGUGUCUACAUACUCCACAUUCAACAAUACACUAUAUGAACCCCCUGUGAAUAGCCGGGUCAGGAGGCGUUGGUUAUUGUUUUAUACCUUGUUGCGAAACCCUCAUCUGAUCCUGCUCAGAAAGCACCACCUCUCCUCAUCUUCCUCACUGCAGGCAUCCUCAUCUCCCCAAUCAGACACAGUGGUGCGGGCUUGGGUCAUGGCGUCUCAAACACAGAGGGGCCAAGCUGCAUCACAAUCGCUACCAGAAAUUGCAGUCACACCAGCAUCAGACUGUUAAAAAAAAAAAAAUCCACAGACUCUCAAUGAUCAGAACUGAACUGCUGCAUUAUAUAUACAGUCAAGAUUAAAUAUGAACUUUUGUACAUCAUCACAGCAGCUUCCAUAAAAUCAAUUCUGGACAAGGGUGGUGUGCCCUACAGUUUCAGUAAAAUGGUAUGCUUGUCAUUCUAGAUCUGUGUUAUUAAAUCUGGUUAUACAAGUCUAUUCAUAACUGCUGUGUAUAGCCUAAUAGGUGUUGGAAGUCAUGCAUUUUAUAGAGCUCUGUAUUUACUGGGCCCAUGUUUGUAUUCAAAAUGUUGCGAAUAUAGCAAAUUCUUUUGCUUGGAAAUAAAACCAAAAUUGUAAAGUGACAUGAAAUUGGUGUUAUUAACUUACAAGGCGUCGAGGUGUUUUUAAUUCACUUUUUAAAGAAUCUAAUGGCUGUACUGUACAAUAAUGGCAAAAUAAACGCGCUAAAAUUUCCGACCUCACUUAAAGGCAACAUAUUUUACUAUUUAGCUAAAAUAUUCAUCCUUCAUCCGUUUUCGAAAAGAUCGCGUAGUAUAGUUUUUUUUUUUUUUUUUUUUACUAGAUUAGAUUA